Molecule: messenger RNA, 351 nt
Organism: Staurois parvus
Lineage: Eukaryota; Metazoa; Chordata; Amphibia; Anura; Ranidae
Source: the annotation of a GenBank genome assembly
CAGGUGUUCCAAUCCCCUCCAUAUCAUGUGAUUCAGGUGUUCCAAUCCCCUCCCAAUCAUGUGAUUCAGGUGUUCCAAUCCCCUCCAUACCAUGUGAUUCAGGUCUUCCUAUACCCUCCCAAUCAUGUGAUUCAGGUGUUCCAAUCCCCUUUCUUAUCAUGUGAUUCAGGUGUUCCAAUCCCCUCCAUAUCAUGUGAUUCAGGUGCUCAAAUCCCCUCCAUAUCAUGUGAUUCAGGUGCUCCAAUCCCCUCCAUAUCAUAGUCAAUAGCUAAAGACCUCUAAACUUGGUGUGGCCUUCAGAUGAGCCCAACAACAGUGUGUAGAGAGCUUCAUGGAAUGGGUUUCCAUGGC